AUGGUCUCCUUUUGGCCCUGGAAGGGCGAUGACAACUCCGCGGCUUCUUUCGAGAAGACGCUGUCCACGCUGUCCACGAAGAUCGCCCAAACCACCGCGCGCCUUGAUCAGCAACGUCAAUCCUCGCGCAGAGUGAAGGCACUUUGGACUCUCUACUCAACCUUUGCCUAUCUAUUUUACACAAUCACAAUCACCUUGGUCUUCGGGUGGGACAGCUGGGGCGUCAGGGAAUAUGCAGCUAUUGCGGGCGGGCCGGUUGUAAUCUAUGGAGUUCGCAAGACCAGCUCCAAGUUCUUUGAUUACCAAAUAUCUCGCAACCAAGCUCGUCUUGACGACUUCCACAACCAGCGCGAAGAAACCAUCGAGAAGCUCAAAGUUGCAACCAAAUAUAACACCACCCAAGAGCUGCUUGAGAAGUAUGGCGCCGAGUCUCCCAAGGCAUCUCCAGCUCCGAAGAGCGACACUGGCAAACAGCAGCCUCCUCAACAUCAAUCACCGGCCCCCCGCACUGGUCUUCCUCCACCACCCACUGCAAACAUUCGGCGCCCUCCCUCCGCACCGCAAACCCCGAGCAACCCCUCACCCCAGCCUCCUUCUCCCCCUAUCGAGCUCGCGCACGCGCCUCCGCAGGUCCAGCAUGGAGAGUACAUCGAACAACCACACUGGUACGAUCGUCUUCUGGAUGUGCUGUUGGGCGAAGACGAAACACAGCCCCGCAACCGGAUGGUUAUGAUCUGCACACAAUGUCGGCUGGUGAACGGCCAAGCACCUCCUGGGAUCAAAACACCGGAGGAGCUCGGUCGCUGGCGCUGCGGUAGCUGCGGUGCUUGGAAUGGGGUUGAGAGCGAGGCCACAAAGAUUCUCAGUAGUCUGCGUCAGGAUGGCGCACCUACCGAGGGGUCGUGGGAGCCUGUGUCGAAGGCAGACGUGGAUACCCAGUCCUCGGAGGGCAAUGACGAGGCCGUCAUGGUUGAAGAAGAACGGGGGGUUUCCGAUAGCUCUGAGGAAGAGCAGGCAGAAGAAUCUAAGCCUGAGCCUGUGCGCCGGUCAAAGCGCGGUGGGAAGGGCAAAGGAAAGCAGUAG
Penicillium brevicompactum is the source of this 1083-nucleotide messenger RNA. RefSeq lists its product as uncharacterized. Gene Ontology annotation, biological process: endoplasmic reticulum tubular network organization. The transcript has 4 exons. NCBI's taxonomy places the organism in Eukaryota, Fungi, Ascomycota, Eurotiomycetes, Eurotiales, Aspergillaceae. Gene Ontology annotation, cellular component: endoplasmic reticulum tubular network. Bases 1 to 1083 code for a protein of 360 amino acids. The record is from RefSeq and is a predicted model, not a curated record.